Messenger RNA from Trypanosoma theileri, 1017 nucleotides. RefSeq lists its product as uncharacterized. The transcript has a single exon. Lineage: Eukaryota; Euglenozoa; Kinetoplastea; Trypanosomatida; Trypanosomatidae. The coding region runs from base 1 to 1017 and encodes 338 amino acids. The record is from RefSeq and is a predicted model, not a curated record.
AUGUCAGUACGCCAUGUCUUUUGCGUUCUCACCAUUGCACUCUCUUGUGUCUGCAGUUGUGUGGUAGCUGAUGAUGGAGCUCAAGCUCUUAAGGCUGAGAAACGUGGUUCUGAGGGUGUACCUGCUCAUGUUAAUGAAGUUCCUGGCGCUUCUCCUUGUCAACCUGGUUCAACUAUUGGGAAAGAUGGUACUUCUCCGUGUUUAGAAAGUGGUGGUAGAGGACGUAAUGAUGAUCGUGUUAAACCUCCUGAUCCACAGGAAAAUAAACCUGGACAAGUAACCAAAAAUACAAUGGAUGGCCUUCGAGAAGAGGGAAGUGUUAGCAGCGGAACGAAAGAUGAACUCACCGAACGAGAAAAGGUAGAAGAACGAAUCGAAGAAGUAGAUGGGAGGCAUGUCACAAAGCCAGGUGAUGAUCCUGCAAUAUCUGGUUCUCCUACUGAUACUGAAAGCCUUGGAGAUGCUGCUGUUGACACUCAUUCCCCAUCACGUACGCCUGCACCAGGUGGUAAAGUGCAAACCGAGAAUAAAGAAGAAGAGGCGUUGGGACCUGAGGGACAAAAUGUGGAUGCCUCUCCAGCUGGUGGACGAGGGAAAGGAAGCCAAACUGCUGAAGAGCGAAAAGAAGAGAACCUGGAAGAUCCUCCACAAGGAGAGCGGACUGAGAAUGCAAGGAGAACCACAACAUCUUCAACUACUGAAGUGGGCACUACAGUGACUGAAGACAAUAACGGUAAUCAACAAGCAGAAGGAAAUGGUGUUCCUUCUACUUCACCAGCUUCACCUCCACCUACAGAAGGUGUUGCAACGAGGGACACUGCCAACACACCCAAUAAUAAUAAGGAAUCAACGUCAACCACCACCACCACCACCACAACAACAACACCAACACUUCCUCCUGAACUCACAAACAACAAGAAGGGUGAUGCAGACAGCAGCAGCAGUAUCAUCAGUUCUGUGUGGGUACGUGUGCCACUACUGAUUGUGGUUACACUGGCCUGUAUUCUUGUGUGCUGA